AUGGGAAAAGCCCUGUACCAGGAGCUAAAAAAAAUCGUUUCGACAAUUUCGUCAAUCCCAUCGUGCAAACUCAUCAAGGAAACUUGUGAAAGGAAGUUUGCCAUGCACUUUGACUACUGCACUACUGCAAACCUUGAUUUCAUCUCUUUAGAUGAGAUGACAUUUAGGAAUAUUAUUCAGCAUCCAGAUCUAACAGUAACAUCUGAAGAAAGAGUUCUCGAUGCAAUUUUGAUGUGGUAUAUGAAAUCAGAGAAAUUAUGUGGGUGGGAAGUGGUGAAUGAGCUUAUUACAGAUUCAACUUUAGAAAGUGUGUUCAAGGAUGGGCUUCAACUGGUUAAUGACUUGCUUCUAUCAGUGCGGUUCCCUUUAUUGCCAUACUCCCUGCUUAAGAAGUUAGAUAAUACCAGUAUUAGCAGGCAGAUUUCUGCUUUUGGUGAUCUUGUUAAGGAAGCCAUUAAUUAUAUAGAAUGCGGAGCAGCAACACAUGGAAAUGACCGGAAUCUGUAUUUUGUGAAGUGUAAGGUUUCAACACAGACGUUCCAGUAUAUAUGCAACGGAGACAGCAACGGAGUUCUGUACUUAUCUGGGACAUCAUAUGGGGAGCACCCAUGGGUUAACCCUGUUCUGUCCAAGAGAAUUGCUAUUACACCUAGUGGCCCUGUUUCAAGUCAUACUGAUCCCAAGGUUUUAGUAUCAAGAACUUACCAGGGAACAUGUUUCGCCGGACCUCGUAUGGAAAACGGAAACAUCUUUGCAUGGUGGAUACUUGACAUUGGCCAAGAUCAUCAGCUUAUGUGCAACUACUACACAUUGAGACAGGACGGCUCUAGGGCUUACAUAAGGAAUUGGAAAUUUCAGGGUUGUAUGGAUGGAAGGAGUUGGAUAGAUUUGAGAGUGCACGAGAAUGAUCAAAGCGUGUGCAAGCCCGGUCAGUUUGCAUCAUGGCGUGUAACUGGACCAAAUGCGCUGCUUCCAUUUAGAUUCUUCAGGGUUCUACUCACUGGGCCAACCACUCAUGCCUCGAACCCCUGGAGCUUAUGCAUUUGCUUUCUGGAGCUGUACGGUUACUUCCACUGAAUUGACUUAAUUAUGGGCAUCUAUUUAACAAUGUUCCCAUCGGUUCAAGUAUCUCUUUUUGUUUAACCUAGAACCAUGUACAGUUCUACCAAUAAGAUUUAUAUAGUUUACAUUGA
Messenger RNA from Hibiscus syriacus, 1193 nucleotides. Its product is annotated as BTB/POZ domain-containing protein At2g30600-like. The record is from RefSeq and is a predicted model, not a curated record. The coding region runs from base 1 to 1077 and encodes 358 amino acids. NCBI's taxonomy places the organism in Eukaryota, Viridiplantae, Streptophyta, Magnoliopsida, Malvales, Malvaceae. The transcript is spliced from 10 exons.